CCUCUCCUACCACCUCCCGCGCGCGCCACGGCCGCGGCCACCAGAUAUUUUCCUUUUCCCGCACCCAGCCCAGCGCCUUUAUAUACGCCGCGCGCCCGCCCCUCCUUUCCGACGCCUCGCUGUCUCUCCCCGUCUCAGGUCACCAUCGAAGCACCAGUAGCAGGAACUCCCUAACGCCCCAGCGUGAGAUCGCGAGAUUGUAAUAGCUUGAUCGAGGCAGUGAAGACGAGAGGAUGCAGCCGCCAUCGCAGUACCACCAGUCCUCCUACUACGCCGUGCUCGGCGUCCACCCGGGCGCGUCCGCCGCCGAGAUACGGGCCGCUUACCACCGCCUCGCCAUGAGGUGGCACCCGGAUAAGAUUGCCAAUGGCCGUGUGGAUCCGGCGAUCGCGGAGGAAGCCAAGGGAAGGUUCCAGAAGAUACACGAGGCAUACCAGGUGUUGUCGGAUCAGAAGCGGAGGGAGCUCUAUGACGCCGGGAUGUACGACCCCCUCGACGACAGCCAACAAGAGGUCGAGGGCUUCCAUGAUUUCCUUCAGGAGAUGCUCUCGCUCAUGGCCACCGUUGGUAGAGAGGAGCCCGUGUAUUCCCUGGGGGAACUCCAAUCCAUGCUCGACGGGAUGAUGCAAGAUUUCAGCUCCCCCCAACCGCCACCACCAAGCAGCUUCUUCACCAGCACCGGUUCGUCGACGCGGUUCAGCGCACCCAGCGGCGGAGCGCAGCAGCAGCGUCGACCCCCCUCCCGGGUACGGCCUCAGGGGUUCGGCAGCUCGGCAUGCUUCAGCCAGACGGCUUUCUCGGGCUGCUAAGCACCCGCGCGAUCUGCACCGCAGUUCAUGCGUCCGUGGGUGUACGAUCCUGGUUACAAGGAUCACCGGCGUGAAGACACUGAAUUGCAGAGACUGGGAGAGCCAUUCACAGGAACCGUCGAGCGCUGUAGCGAUGCACACAGCAGGAGCCGGUACUGUACAUCAACCCACUGGAUGAGCGGAAUAAAGAAGACGGUAGAUAUUUCCAGUUGACAGCAACUCGAAAGGAUCUCCAUUGUUAGUUUUUCUUGGAUAGAUUGUAGGUGUACAUAGAUGAGAAUCAGAAGUGAAGACGUGAUGUUUUGCACUGUGGUGUAUUUACUUCAAAAGCAACCACGAUGACACGUGUUGGAGUUGUCACAAACAAAAAAUCAGUAAAGAGUACGUGUAACGUGUUUUUCAUCUA
Triticum aestivum (bread wheat) is the source of this 1215-nucleotide messenger RNA. RefSeq names its product dnaJ homolog subfamily B member 3. The record is from RefSeq and is a predicted model, not a curated record. NCBI's taxonomy places the organism in Eukaryota, Viridiplantae, Streptophyta, Magnoliopsida, Poales, Poaceae. The transcript is spliced from 5 exons. Bases 234 to 809 code for a protein of 191 amino acids.